Messenger RNA from Beta vulgaris subsp. vulgaris (sugar beet), 1303 nucleotides. RefSeq names its product calcium-binding protein CBP. Bases 222 to 1082 code for a protein of 286 amino acids. NCBI's taxonomy places the organism in Eukaryota, Viridiplantae, Streptophyta, Magnoliopsida, Caryophyllales, Amaranthaceae. Gene Ontology annotation, molecular function: calcium ion binding. The transcript has 5 exons. The record is from RefSeq and is a predicted model, not a curated record.
GUGUUUUUUUUCAAGUGGCUUGGAUUCCACCACUUUCACAACUUACAUACUUCAUAGCAUCUCCUCCCACACCCUCCAAAGAAAAAGCACUUACUACCUUUUCAUUUGCUAUAAAAAGCUUGCAUACUCAUUUGGUCAUUAGUCUGCAAACAUCAAACCCACAUCACCUUAAGCUCCCUUCUCCAAAUUAAGAGGGAGAACACCCAUAAAAAACAGAGAAAAUGCAAGCUUACCGUCAAGGCUACUGCGAAGAUGGAUCCCAACAACAAAUGUAUGGAUCAUCAUCAGCAGCAUUAGCUCACGGUCGCCAUUCUUCAUCCAUGCAGCACCAGCAGCAUCAGUCCCUGCAGCACCAGCAGCAUCAGUCCCUGCAACACCAGCAGAAGCAUCAGGUGAUGCAGCAUCAGUCGAGCUCGAUGCAGCGCCAGUCGUCGAUGCAGCACCAGCAGCAGGCGAUGGUGCACAGCAGCUCCUCCAUGAAGAUCCAGAAGGGGUCACAGUUUUCAUCCGGCCAAGGUAUGACAGUGUUUGGGCAGGAUCCCUUCUGUGAGAUCAUGCCGUCGGCCUUCCCUCCAGGUACUGAUCCUAAGGUCAUUGAGUGCUACAAUCGGAUGGAUAGAGAUGGUAAUGGUGUCAUCGACGACAUGGAGCUGCAGUCUGUGCUGUCUAACUGCAACCACAGCUUUGGCACUAAGACUGUCCACCUUCUCAUGUAUGAGUUCACCCACUCCAACAGGAGGAUAAUUGGUCCUAAGGAAUUCGUCCCAUUGCUCAAGUGUCUCCAGACCUGGAGGGCAAUGUUCCAAAGAUUUGAUAGGGACAGAAAUGGGAGCAUUGAUUCAUCAGAGCUGGGUCAAGCUCUAAGCAGCUUGGGUUAUCGUGUUCCUCCAAUCAUUGUUAAUCUUCUUGUUUCUAAGUUUAGCAAAUCUGCAAAGUGCACUCUUCGAUAUGAUAGCUUCAUUGAGUGCUGCCUCACUGUCAAGGGUUUAAGUGAGACAUUCCAUGCAAAAGCUGAUUGUGGCAAAGCAGUUUUCGGCUAUGAGGAGUUCCUGCUCAACGUUCUCCCUUUCGUCAUUGCGUAGAUUACAAACUAGUGAUUUGAAUUGCAUCUACUAUAUUACAAAUUAAAGCUGUUGUUAUGUAAUAAAUAACACAAAAACACAAUGCUCAUUUUCAAUUUAACUAUGUAUGUUCGAGUUAAACCUUGGAUGUGUGAUGCUUUAUUUUAUUCAUGAAUAUUGUACUGUGUAUCGUAUCCUUUUUAUUAUUAUGCACAUCAUAUUAAGUUAAUCAUUUCUAUCUA